GCGGCAUGACGCAGUCGGUGGUCGUGCAAGUAGGCCAGUGCGGAAACCAGAUCGGCUGCUGCUUCUGGGACCUGGCGCUCCGGGAGCACGCGGCGGUCAACCAGAAAGGAAUUUAUGAUGAGGCAAUAAGCAGCUUCUUUAGAAAUGUGGACACCAGGGUGACUGAUGAUGGAGGCAAUAUUUCCAGGAGAAAAAUCUGUUCUUUAAAAGCACGAGCUGUUUUGGUUGAUAUGGAAGAAGGGGUAGUAAAUGAGAUUCUGCAAGGCCCACUAAGAGACGUAUUUGAUAGUAAGCAGCUCAUCACUGAUAUUUCUGGCUCAGGGAAUAAUUGGGCUGUGGGUCAUAAAGUUUUUGGCAAUCAUUAUCAAGAACAGAUUAUAGAGAAACUCAGAAAGUCAGCGGAGCACUGUGAUUGUUUGCAGUGUUUUUUUAUAAUACAUUCCAUGGGAGGAGGAACAGGAUCUGGACUAGGUACAUUUCUUUUAAAAGUGCUUGAAGAUGAAUUCCCAGAGGUAUAUAGAUUUGUGACUUCAAUAUAUCCUUCUGGUGAAGAUGAUGUCAUAACUUCUCCAUACAACAGCAUCUUGGCAAUGAAGGAACUUAAUGAGCAUGCAGACUGUGUGUUGCCUAUUGACAACCAAUCUUUAAUUGACAUCAUUAGCAAAGUUGACCUCAUGAUGAAUUCUGGAAAAUCUCGUACAAGUAUAAAGCCAGACAGUUUGAUUACUUCAAGGGCUGGAACUCUAAAAAAGCAAGAGAAGCCGUUUGAUGCAAUGAACAACAUUGUGGCAAACUUGCUGCUCAACUUAACAAGCUCUGCAAGAUUUGAAGGGUCCCUUAAUAUGGACCUUAAUGAAAUCAGCAUGAAUUUAGUUCCUUUUCCUCAACUCCAUUACCUUGUAUCAAGCCUUACACCUUUAUAUACACUAGCAGAUGUCCACAUUCCCCCACGAAGGUUGGAUCAAAUGUUUUCAGAUGCAUUUAGUAAAGAUCAUCAGUUAAUUCGAGCUGACCCCAAACAUAGCCUGUAUCUUGCCUGUGCCCUCAUGGUUAGAGGAAAUGUGCAGAUUUCAGAUCUUCGCAGAAAUAUUGAAAGAUUGAAACCUUCACUACAGUUUGUAUCCUGGAAUCAAGAAGGCUGGAAGACCAGCCUGUGUUCAGUACCACCUGUGGGACAUUCUCAUUCAUUAUUAGCUUUAGCAAAUAACACAUGCAUAAAACCUACCUUUGUGGAACUGAGAGACCGAUUCAUGAAACUCUACAAGAAAAAGGCUCAUCUUCAUCACUAUCUACAAGUUGAAGGGAUGGAGGAAAGCUGUUUCACAGAAGCUCUGUCAUCUUUAUCAACACUCAUACAGGAAUACAACCAUCUGGAUGCCACAAAAAGCAUUCCUGUGCAAGAUUUACCCAGACUAAGCAUAGCCAUCUGAAGGA
Molecule: messenger RNA, 1434 nt
Organism: Suncus etruscus (white-toothed pygmy shrew)
Lineage: Eukaryota; Metazoa; Chordata; Mammalia; Eulipotyphla; Soricidae
Gene: TUBE1
Product: tubulin epsilon 1
Exons: 12
Coding region: 6-1430 (474 amino acids)
Biological process (GO): microtubule cytoskeleton organization; mitotic cell cycle
Cellular component (GO): cytoplasm; microtubule
Molecular function (GO): structural constituent of cytoskeleton; GTP binding
Source: RefSeq, a predicted model, not a curated record